AUGGACUCCAUCAUCGAAGUGCAGCGGCACACCCACGAGGAGAUGGAAUACUUCGAGCGCGCUCUCUACACCAUCCUCUCGCGCCCCCAGCCGACGCAGGAGGCCCGCCUCCAGACCGAGCACAAGGCCGCGCAGCUGCUCGACCGCCUCUCAACGAGGGCCACCGAGCUGUACAACCUGUACGAGGACCGCGACGCGCACAAGACUGAAAUUGACUCCCUCACCUCCGCGCAGCCCCAAGACCUCUCCGCGUUCUACAACCGCCUCGGGCGCAUCCAGGAACACUACGCCAAGUAUCCCGACGCGGUCGUAGCGGGCUUCGACCCCGAGUUGUCUGUGUUCCUUGAGGAGACCACCGAGGAUGUCGGGGAUGAGGAGUACGAGGAAGACGACCCUAUUGCGUUGCUCUUUUCGGGUGAAGAGGGCUAUGGAAAAUAUCUUGACUUGUACGCUAACCAUACUGCUUAUAACAAUCUCAAGAACAUCGGCAAGCGGCUGGGCUAUCUCCAGUACCUCGACGUUCUCCUCGGUGCCCAGUCUGCACCACUACACUCGGACUUGUCGAAAGACUGUAGAUUGACAAGAGAUUACGAGUUGUACAUUAAAGCGCUCCACGCCUACCUCAUAUCAUUCACGAAACGCGCACAACCGUUAGUUGAUGUUGAGUCACGGCAGCGUGAAGCAGAAGCUCAGUUCUCUAAGCAGUGGGAUGCAGACGAGAUCGAAGGUUGGGAAGAGUCGCGCCAGAGCAAGCCCACCACAAACGGCAACAAUGCAGAGGGCAUCUGGUGCUCAGCUUGCCAGAAAAUGUACUCCAAGCAGACUGUGUAUGAUGCGCAUCUCACAUCCAAGAAGCAUGUCAAAGCGACCGCAAAACAGGCAACCUCCGAGCCCCCACCCACAAAUCCCAACGGGCCUGCCGCUGCCAUUCACACGACGAAUGGAACGUCCACACCCCCCGCCAAGUCCAAACAUCGGACCGCCGCGCUACUCACUCACUUGACCACACAGCUACUGGUCUCGCUCAGCCCUGUUCUCACCGAGACUAAGUCUAACGUCGAGCGGCGCUUCUCCCUCACUGCACGUGAGCGUGAGCAGGAGCUUCUCGAGCAGGCCCAGCCGCCCCAGGUGCCCGCAGCUGCAGCCGGCGAAGCGGGCGCAGAGGAGGAGGAAGAGGAGGAGCGGAUCUACAACCCGCUUAAGCUGCCGCUCGGCUGGGACGGGAAGCCCAUCCCUUACUGGCUGUACAAGCUCCACGGGCUCGGGGUCGAGUACCGCUGCGAGAUUUGCUCCGACCACGUUUACAUGGGAAGGAAAAACUUUGACCGGCAUUUCCAAGAAUCAAGGCAUGCAUUUGGCAUGCGGGCUCUUGGUUUGCCUAACACGAAGCAUUUCCAUGAGAUCACUCGGAUCGAAGAUGCUCUUGCGCUUGCCGAAAAGCUGAAGCGCGAAGGCAGGAACGAGAUUUUCGAGCAGGAGACCAUGGAGGAGCUGGAGGACGAGGAGGGCAACGUAUACAACCGGAAGACAUACGAAGACCUGAAGAAGCAGGGUUUGAUCUAG
Sparassis crispa is the source of this 1563-nucleotide messenger RNA. RefSeq names its product Pre-mRNA-splicing factor sap61. Bases 1 to 1563 code for a protein of 520 amino acids. Gene Ontology annotation, molecular function: zinc ion binding; RNA binding. The transcript is spliced from 7 exons. Gene Ontology annotation, biological process: mRNA splicing, via spliceosome. Gene Ontology annotation, cellular component: spliceosomal complex. Lineage: Eukaryota; Fungi; Basidiomycota; Agaricomycetes; Polyporales; Sparassidaceae. The record is from RefSeq and is a predicted model, not a curated record.